AUGUUUAGUAAUUCAUAGUAAUGGUGAAUAUUUUCUCAUCUUUUGAUCCCGAUAAUAAUUCUCAAAAUACCGAAGAUGUUGAAGACGACAUUGUGGAUGUUUGGAUGUCCCUUAUUCCAAAUGGGGUUCCAGAUCAUUAUCUGACUCGAAUAUUGGAAAACUAUGGACAUAUUGUAUCUAUAACAAGAGAAAAAGAUUGUAUGGGAAAUUUGACAGGGAGACGAAUGUAUAAAAUGCAUUUAGAAUAUGAAAUACCGGGAACUUUACAAUUACCGCAAGGACACAGAUGUCAUCAACAAGAAUUUAAAGUAUGGUAUGAGGGACAAGAAAAUGAUGAAAUAAAUAAUCAAAAUCAAAGUGAUAUCACGCCAAAAUGUUAUAUAUGUAAAAAAACUGGUCAUCGUGCCAUGGAUUGUUGGCGAAGAAAAGUGUGUCCGUUAUGUAAAGAUUGGGAUCCCACACCUCAUAGUGAAGAAGAUUGUAAAGAACAUAGGAAAUCUAAUAUAGAAAACAUGACGCUGGAAGAAUUCAUGAUUGCACAAACAAUGGUCCAAAUGGGACAGAGUCAAUUAAGUCCCAGCAAAGCGUCCAAAAUUGAAGAAAAUUGUGAAGAUAAUUACCACGAAGAAAAUGAAAUAGAGAAAAUAGAACAAUCAGAGUCCUCGGAUAGCAAAGAAACUACUACACCUUAUCCUGAAAUAAUAAACAUUAGAACACUAAAUACUAUAAACAAAGAAGACAAAAAUAGUCUAGAAGAUAUACCAGUGAAUCAAAUUAAUUAUCAAACACAAAUUCAUCCUGAAAAACAAUUAUCUGUAAUAAUAACAUCUGGCCCAAAACCUCACAAUUCUCAACCUUUUAUUCAACAAACCCCAGAAUUACAACGAAAAAAGAAAGCUCUGGAAGCUUUAGAGGCAGCACACGUUGUCACAAGUCAGUCUGGCCCAGAAUUACAACAAAAAACAAAUUCGCAAGAAACUUCAGACGCGACACACGUUGUCACGAAAAAUGAUCAAACAACAUCUCGUCGUUCUUACAUACUUGCUGAUUCCCAAGGGAGGCAACUCAAACACCUGGUCUCUGCCAAAGUCCAAGAAGGUACCCCUGGUUGUCCGAUUUGGAAACUGCAUAACAUAUUAGCAUGGCACAGUGUUGACAAGUUAAUGGACGUAUUAAUACUCUAUGUCGGAGCAAAUAACGUAGUAUCAAAUCAACCAGUUGAAAAAGAUGUUGAUAGAUUAGUAAAACUAGCGAAACAAAAAUCACAAAAGGUUAUUGUUAGUGGGAUCAUUCCUCGUUAUGACCAUCUUGAAAGCGAUCACUCGCGACAUACUGUUAAUAGGCAGUUGAAGAAAGUCGCGGAGUAUAACGGAGCUUUAUACAUUGAACCACCAACAAUUUUCAACUUACAAGAAGGAGGAAUUCCCAUCGAUAUGUACGAUAAAGAUAAAAUUCGUAUUAGCAAAAAAGGAGCGCAAGAACUAAUUCGAACUUGGGAAAGAAAUGGGGGAAUAAAUAUAAUGAAAAAGAAAAGGGAAAAAAGAAAAGCAGAUGACGAAAUUCCCACUGGAAUUGAUAAAGUUGAAGAGGAAAACAAAUCAACUACCAUCUCAAACUUUGAUGAAGUCCAAGCUGAAAUAGAAACUAUUGGUCCAAAAAGGCGGAGGCGGAAGACUACAAAACAACCAAUUCUGUGGAAAUUUUUACUGGAUGCGCUUAAUCAACCUGAGAAAUAUGGAAAAAUGAUUCACUGGGUGGAUAUCAAAACAGGCACCUUCCAGUUUACAUCACGUCACAAGGAAGAACUUUCGAAAGACUGGGGUAUAGCGAAGAACAAUCGAUGUACAAUGACAUAUCAAAAAAUGGCACGAGCGCUUCGGAACUACAUUAACAGAGGAGAAGUGUUGCAGAAAGUCAAGCGAAAACUUCAAUACACAUUCUUACCGGAAUUCUACCAAAGCAUACUUCCUAUGGUGCGACAAUAAAGAUUAAAUAAAAAUCUCCAUGAAAUACUUAUACUGUACAUGUUUACAAAACUAUAAAAACGAAAACAAUAUUGGUGAAUAUCAUCGCCAAACACUGUGCCUGUGAGGUUUAUGUGAGUCACCCAUGGGUGUGUACUUUAGUGUAUUUGGAGUUUCGUUACGCUGUCAACCUCUGUCUGUAUUUUGAAGUAGUAUUUCGUGUGACUAUUACUCAUGACAUAGCUGUUAGUUAGAAGAUAUGCAUACCGCUCAAUGCACCAUACUAAGGAAUUGCUAACAGUUAAGUUUUUUUCACGUUGCUUUGUAUUUAUUUGAAUAUGGACUGUUCGAUUUGCUUUCAAUGUUUGCAUGACGCCAUAGAUGAAUACCACAUAUAUUGCCGGAUUGGUUGUUGGGGCCAACUCAGAGGUGUUGUCAUCCACAAUCAACCAGCGCUCAACUCAAUUUUAUAUGUAUGCUUCGGCGCUUCGCACAGAAUGACUGAUACAGAAUUCCUCUCCAAUGUUCCUUAGCUUAUCAUAAUUGGGAUGUAGUGGUAUUUACUUUUGAACUAUAGUGGAAUAUAUGUUACACAAUGUGCUUAUGCCACGUUUUAUUGAUAAACGAGACUGGGACUAAGUUUUUUCAAUACCUGAUAACCAUAAUAUAAUGGUUUAUGUUUCAUAUUUUUCGUUUAUUCUUUUCCAUUAACCCAUUGAAUAGUUUUUAUGAUGACUGAUAUAUGAAUGUAGUAGCUGAAUGAAAUGUUUCGCCACCGAUUUCUACAAUAUAUUGCAGGCUGUUUGUGCCUCGUGGACUGGUAUUUUAAGUUUCAGGUAGUUAUCCCAGGUAUACAAUGUUCCUCCAAUAAAUUUUUUGAAGACUUCAUUGUGGGGUCUACCACUUUACUUCAACUGUUCUUUGUGUAAUUAAUUCUAAAUAAUCCAGCUUAAUCUGGAUAAUCUUGAUUUAAUUAGGCUUCUACCACACAUACAAGAAAAUAUGGACGAAGACUGUUAUUGGGGUCAUACGUUCUCCGUCUUGGAUAUUUAAUUUUGACCUUUUAAUCUUUAUAGUGGGAAUCUAUUUUGUGUACAAUAUUCUUAAACUUGCGAAUAAAAUGAAUUAUGACAUUUUACAAAA
Styela clava is the source of this 3107-nucleotide messenger RNA. RefSeq lists its product as uncharacterized. NCBI's taxonomy places the organism in Eukaryota, Metazoa, Chordata, Ascidiacea, Stolidobranchia, Styelidae. The record is from RefSeq and is a predicted model, not a curated record. Gene Ontology annotation, molecular function: zinc ion binding; DNA-binding transcription factor activity, RNA polymerase II-specific; sequence-specific DNA binding. Gene Ontology annotation, biological process: regulation of transcription by RNA polymerase II; cell differentiation. Gene Ontology annotation, cellular component: nucleus.